AUGGCGGCCGCGGCUCCUCCUCCUCCGCCCCAGCUGCUUCUCCUGGCAGCCCUGGCGGGACUCUUGGGUCCCAGUGAGGUGGUGACCGGGCCGGCGGAGGAGGCGGGAGCCGAUUGUCCCGAAGGCCUGUGGCCUCUGCCCCCACAGGUGUCCCCCAGGGUGAUCUACACACGUGUGAGCCCGGUGCAGCCGGAGGCGAUUGCCUUCCUCUACCACCCCUGUGCCCAUCCCUGGCUAAAGCUGCAGCUCGCCCUCCUGGCCCAUGCUUCUGUGCCCAAACCAUGGCUCGUCCCUGACUCCAGCCUCCCACGGAACCGGCCUGUGGUACUGAGAGCCUGGGGGCUGGCUCUGGAGAUGGCAUGGAUACAGCCAUCCUGGGCUGCCCACUGGCUGAAGAGGAGGCGGUGGAGGAAACAGACGAAGAAGAAAGUGUGGUUCCAUUCUGAGGAGCUUCCUGGGCCUUUCCCCCCAGGCCCCGGGAGGCCAUGUGUGAGCAGGUGUACAACACAGGCUCUGACGCUGGCUCCCAGCUGGUCACCUCCUCAUGCAGAGGUGACAUGGAGAGGGCCCAGGCGGCCCUCACGCAGUGAAGCCAAGAGGCGGGGGCUGCGGGCAGCCCUUGGUCCCCAGCCCACUCCUCCUUCAGGCUUGAGAUUUCGCUCCCCUUCCCCGAAGACCUGGAAGCUCCAGCAACCAGAGACGCUGGGGGCCUUGGCUAAGGGGAGCAGAGCUCCUGGGGUGCCUGCUGUUCCCUCGCUGCAUGGGGAACCCAGCAGCAACGCCAGCUCGGGGACAGGGGUUCAGGAGCCUACUGGGAAGGGCAAUCCCAGGGGCUGUGCCUGUCCCACCCAGGCAUCCCUGGCCCCUCGGGCAGCGGCACCUCCGCGGGCAGCUCAGGUUCCCACCCCACGCACUGAAGAGGCCGCGUGGGCAGCCAUGGCCCUGACCUUCCUUUUGGUGCUGCUCACCUUGGCCACACUGUGUACACGGCUGCACCGGAACUUCCGCCGGGGGGAGAGCAUCUACUGGGGGCCUGCCGCUGACAGCCAGGACACGGUAGCCGCGGUGCUGAAGCGGAGGCUACUGAUGCCCCCGCGCCGGAGCAAGCGCUCACGACGGAGACCUUUACUCCCGCCCACACCGGACAGCGGCCCGGAUGGGGACAGCUCUGACUGACCUGCCCCAGCCCCGCCACUGGCCACUGCAGCGUCCUGGGCUCCUCUGCUGGGAGGCUGCGAUCUCGGCCACGUGGACGGCACGCGGCAGCGCCCCCUGGCGGCGGACUAGACCGCUCCUCCUGGAGUGUUUUUACUGCACCCCGCCCCCA
This is a messenger RNA of Ochotona curzoniae (black-lipped pika), 1327 nucleotides long. It is a transcript of the gene TP53I13, whose product is annotated as tumor protein p53 inducible protein 13. Bases 1 to 1176 code for a protein of 391 amino acids. NCBI's taxonomy places the organism in Eukaryota, Metazoa, Chordata, Mammalia, Lagomorpha, Ochotonidae. The transcript is spliced from 7 exons. Gene Ontology annotation, cellular component: cytoplasm. The record is from RefSeq and is a predicted model, not a curated record.